AUGUCCUCAUCAGGUAUCUCUUAUAUCAUCAUCUUCUUCUUCAUUUUCAUCAUCCCAUACAUUCAAAGCCAACCCAUUGCUCCACCUCCGACCAAUGAAACAAGUCCGGUCAAUCUCACGGCGGUUCUUGAAAGUGGUCACCAGUUUACCACAUUCAUUCGACUCCUCAACACAACUCAAGUCGGGUUUCAGGUAAGUGUUCAACUCAACAGCUCUGAUCAAGGGAUGACUGUAUUUGCUCCAACAGAUAACGCAUUCAACAACCUUAAACCUGGAACCCUAAACAGUCUCACAUAUCAACGACAAAUCCAGCUCAUUCUCUACCACAUCAUUCCUAAAUACUAUCCUCUAAGUGAUCUUCUCUUAGCUAGUAAUCCCGUUAGAACUCAGGCUACGGGACAAGAAGGAGGAGUUUUUGGGUUAAAUUUCACAGGACAAGGACAAAUCAACGAAGUGAAUAUCUCUACCGGUGUUGUUGAGACAAGGAUCACUAAUAUAUUAAGACAAAAAUUUCCACUUUCCGUUUACGUGGUGGACAAGGUAUUGUUGCCGGAAGAGUUGUUCGGAACAAAGACUACUACUCCCACAGGAGCUCCGGCCCCGAAAACCUUACCUUCGUCUGAUGCAGAUUCACCGGCUAUUGAUGAGGAUGAUCAUAAGUCUGCCGGAUCAAGCGUCAAAAGGACAAGUCGUCUAGGGAUUGUUUUGGGCUGUGCAUGGUUUUGUUGUUCUGUUAUGUCUUUCUAG
Molecule: messenger RNA, 747 nt
Organism: Eutrema salsugineum
Lineage: Eukaryota; Viridiplantae; Streptophyta; Magnoliopsida; Brassicales; Brassicaceae
Product: fasciclin-like arabinogalactan protein 6
Exons: 1
Coding region: 1-747 (248 amino acids)
Source: RefSeq, a predicted model, not a curated record